Molecule: messenger RNA, 3520 nt
Organism: Mus pahari (shrew mouse)
Lineage: Eukaryota; Metazoa; Chordata; Mammalia; Rodentia; Muridae
Gene: Lrrc41
Product: leucine rich repeat containing 41
Exons: 10
Coding region: 927-3023 (698 amino acids)
Cellular component (GO): nucleus; cytoplasm
Source: RefSeq, a predicted model, not a curated record
GUGCCAAGCUGUGCAGAAAAAGGUCAGGCUGACCCUAUGGUGAAUGGGAGAAAGGCCUCCGUGGGGUUGAGCAGGGACCUCGAGAAGUCCUGUAAAUGUGGCAGCCUGUUAUCAGCCUGGAGAGUCUUUAGAUGCUGAUCUUGGCUAGAAGAGGAGUUGGGUGUUAAUGGAGGCCCUGACUUGCAAAGAGGAAGAAAAGUAUGGCUGGAAGCAAGCAACGAACCUGUCUUAAGAAUAAAGGAACAGUAGACUUUGUAGUUAGAAGAGAUGAGAAUUCCUGUGAGAGGUGUGAGAGGGGAUUGCUAAGCAGGAGGGAGCAGAGUCCAAAGGAAAGGGGGGAAGCUCUGAAGGCAUGGUUUUUCUUUCUGUGUCCUCAUCACUACUUCAUUGUUCCCAGUUGAGAGGAGACAGGAGAGCCUGCAGUGGGCUAGAUCCAGUAAAUAGCCACCCAGUAAGAGCUUGACUCUAGUAAGAACUUUUAGAGGUGCCAAGAAAAAGGCCUGUCAAGCGCUGCUGUUUCGGAGGGAAGUCUCAGGGUGAGCAAGGGAGCAGUCAGGAAAGGCUUCGUGGCAUUAGUGGACUAGCGCUGGUGAGAGGGGAGUAAGUGGAGGCAACCCAAGCGUGUAGUGAGAGAGUGUGGGCCAGGGAGGUGCUCAGCAAGUCAGGCCAGACACUGCUGUCAGCCCUGACAACCUCAAGGCCAUUCCUGGGACCCAACUAGCAGAAUUGGCUCCUGCAGGAGACUGUCCUCUGACCUCAUUCCUGCUGUGUGCCACAUCUCAGUGAUCUCUUAUGCCCUCCCAGGCCCAAUACUUCAAAGCAUCUUACCUCUGCUCAAUAUAUAUUACUUGGAGAGGAUUGAGGAGACUGCUCUCAAAAAAGGUCUCUCUACUCAAGCCAUCUGGCGCCGACUCUGGGAUGAACUGAUGAAGACAAGGCCUUCCAGUUUGGAGAGUGUGACUUGCUGGCGAGCCAAGUUUAUGGAGGCCUUUUUUUCCCAUGUCCUACGUGGAACCAUUGAUGUGUCUUCUGAUAAACGUCUUUGUGAUCAGCGCUUCUCACCUCUCCUGCACAGCUCCCGUCAUGUCCGACAGCUAACCAUCUGCAAUAUGCUGCAGGGAGCAACUGAGCUAGUGGCAGAGCCCAACCGCAGGGUUCUAGAGACCCUGGCCAGUUCUCUGCAUACCCUCAAGUUCCGCCACCUGCUGUUCUCUGAUGUGGCUGCUCAGCAGUCACUUCGACAGCUGCUGCAUCAGCUCAUCCACCAUGGGGCUGUUAGCCAAGUGUCGCUGUACUCCUGGCCUGUGCCCGAGUCAGCCCUUUUCAUCCUUAUCCUUACCAUGAGUGCUGGCUUUUGGCAACCAGGCCCUGGUAGCUUGCCUUGCCGCCUCUGUGGUGAAGCCUCCCGAGGCCGGGCCCCAUCUAGAGAUGAAGGGUCCUUAUUGCUGGGCUCUCGCAGGCCUCGGCGUGAUGCAGCAGAGCGAUGUGCUGCAGCACUAAUGGCCACCCGGCGGAAGAGUGAAGUCAAGCAGAUGCCCAGGGCUGUACCUCCCAGUCGUGUAACACGCCGCAGCACACAAGAGAGCCUGACAAUAGGUGGAACAGACUCUAAGUUGUACCUCCCAGCCACCUCUUAUGAGGCUUCUGGCACUAAACAGCCAUCUGCUCCAGCCGCGGCCUCCUCUGCCUCCUCUUCCACAUCAUCCAAACGGGCUCCAGCUAGCUCAGCCUCACAACCUAAGUCCUUAAAGCGUUUCAAACGAGCUGCAGGGAAGAAAGGUCCCCGCACCCGUCAGGGGUCUGGUGCAGAGUCUGAAGACCUGUAUGACUUUGUUUUUAUUGUGGCUGGUGAGAAAGAAGAUGGUGAAGAGAUGGAGAUUGGGGAAGUAGCUUGCGGAGCUCUGGAUGGAUCAGAUCCCAGCUGUUUGGGGCUCCCAGCACUAGAGGCAUCCCAGCGAUUCCGCAGCAUUUCCACCUUGGAGCUGUUCACAGUUCCUCUCUCCACAGAGGCAGCUCUGACACUGUGCCAUCUUCUGAGUUCCUGGGUAUCACUGGAGAGCCUUACACUUUCCUACAAUGGUCUGGGCUCCAAUAUCUUCCGCCUCCUGGACAGCCUACGGGCCCUGUCAGGCCACGCUGGAUGUCGCCUCCGUGCCCUCCAUCUCAGUGACCUUUUCUCACCACUGCCCAUCCUGGAACUGACCCGUGCCAUUGUGCGAGCCUUGCCCCUGUUGCGGGUCCUGUCUAUUCGUGUUGACCACCCAAGCCAGAGGGACAACCCUGCUGUACCAGAGAAUGCUGGGCCCCCUGGACACAUAAUUGGGGAUGAAGAAAUACCAGAAAACUGCCUGGAGCAGUUGGAAAUGGGAUUUCCUCGAGGAGCCCAGCCAGCCCCCCUGCUCUGCUCUGUUCUCAAGGCCUCGGGUUCUCUACAGCAGCUGUCACUGGACAGUGCCACCUUUGCCUCGCCUCAGGAUUUUGGGCUUGUGUUGCAAACACUCAAAGAAUACAACCUAUCCCUGAAGAGGCUGAGUUUCCAUGAUAUGAAUCUUGCAGACUGUCAGAGUGAAGUGCUUUUUUUGCUAAAGAAUCUGACCCUUCAAGAGAUUACCUUCUCCUUCUGCCGUCUGUUUGAGAAGCGCCCAGUCCAAUUUCUUCCUGAGAUGGUUGCUGCUAUGAAGGGCAACUCUACACUGAAGGGCCUUCGACUACCAGGGAACCGCCUGGGGAACGCCGGCCUAUUAGCCCUAGCAGAUGUUUUCUCAGAGGAUUCUUCCUCUUCUCUCUGUCAGCUGGACAUCAGUUCCAACUGCAUCAAGCCAGAUGGGCUUUUGGAGUUUGCCAAACGACUGGAGCGCUGGGGCCGAGGAGCCUUUGGUCACCUACGCCUCUUCCAGAACUGGCUGGACCAGGAUGCAGUCACAGCAAGAGAAGCAAUCCGGAGACUCCGGGCUACCUGCCACGUGGUUAGCGACUCAUGGGACUCAACCCAGGCCUUUGCAGAUUAUGUCAGCACCAUGUGAUGGGGCCCAUACCUCACAGGCCCAUCCUCAGUACCAUCAGCUUGCAGGGACUGAGGCAUGGGCUGCCCAGAAUCCCCAACCACUGAUUCUGUCAUCCUCCUCCUGCCACUUUGUCUAUUUCUGUUUUGUUUUCCUCUUCCCUUGCACUGAGGUUCUGGAGGCCUUGAUGCGGCCCAGCAAAGGCAUUCCCACCACUGAGUUGAGAGGCUUUGGGCUACUCACUCAGUACUCAGGGAACCCCAGGCUGGGAGGUUACGGUCUCUGUCGUCACUGAGGAAGAAACCCCCUACCCCUGCUCUGGGGUUUCCUGCUUCAUUCCUCAAGCAGGCACCCGGGCUUUAGAGAGGUGGAGGAAUGCCUAACACCAGGCCUCUUCCCUCCUGGGCUUACCAAUCUGUUCCCAGGCCUCAGUCCCUUUCAUGCCUUUAUUCCUUUCUUUUUUUUUUUUUUUAAACCAAAAAAGUUUUUCUUAUAAAAUAAAUUUUGGGCAAACAUCA